GUCACGUCACGUGACGUUUGCGGAAGUACAAAAGCCGAAUUAAACACAGCUUUUUAGAUUUCAGAGCUUUUAUUAGUAACUUAAACAAACCGGUUUAAUGGCUGCACUAAAAUACGCAGGAAUGGAUGAUACUGACAGUGAGGAUGAGCUUCCUCCAGGGUGGGAGGAGAGAGCCACAAAGGACGGCUGGGUUUAUUAUGCUAAUCAUGACGAGAUGAAGACACAGUGGGAACAUCCUAAAACUGGGAAGAAGAAACGCUGUGCAGGAGAUCUUCCUUAUGGGUGGGAGCAGGAGAUGGAUGACAAGGGGCAGAUAUUUUAUGUUGACCACAUCAAUAAGAGGAAGACGUACUUUGAUCCUCGGCAGGCCUUCACCGUAGAGGACGUGCAGGUGAAGCCUAAGCGCUAUGAUGGCAAUACUGCAGCGCUGGAGAUCCUCCAGGGUCACGAUCUUUCUGACAAGGUCAUAAUCAUUACAGGGGGCAAUUCUGGUAUCGGUUUUGAGACAGCGAGGUCGUUUGCCCUUCAUGGUGCCCAUGUGAUCUUAGCCUGCCGGAACAGCGCUCGCAGCAGUAAAGCAGUUAACCGGAUCCUAGAGGAGUGGCACAAAGCUCGCGUCGAAGCCAUGAUGCUGGACUUGGCAUCGUUGAGAAGUGUCCGAGAGUUCGCGGAGGCCUUCAAAGCAAAGAAACUGCCCCUGCACAUCCUGGUAUGUAACGCGGCGGUGUGUACACAGCCGUGGUGUUUGACGGAGGACGGCUUGGAGUCUACCUUCCAGACCUGCCAUCUGGGCCAUUUCUUCCUGGUGCAGCUGCUGCAGAACGUUCUGCGGCGUUCAGCUCCUGCCCGUGUGGUUGUACUGUCCUCUGAAUCUCACAGGUUCACGGAUCUAGUGGACUCUUGUGGAAAGGUGGAUCUGGCUCUGCUCUCACCACCUCAGAAGGAGUAUUGGUCCAUGCUGGCCUACAACAGGGCCAAGCUCUGCAACAUCCUCUUCUCCAACGAGCUGCACCGUCGCCUCUCUCCUCAUGGAGUCACUUCCAACGCCGUGCACCCUGGGAACAUGAUGUAUACAUCCAUCCACCGCAGCUGGUGGCUCAUGACCUUCCUUUUCAAUCUGGCACGUCCCUUCACCAAGUCCAUGUCUGAGCAGGAGGGACGAUCAGUACAGAAAGGCUGUACAGAGAGGCUUCCAGGCAGCAGGAGACCAGACACAGGAUAUAGGAGUCAUAGCAACAAGGUGCAGCCACUACGGUGUACUGUGCCGUGGCUCCGGAGCUGGAAGGCCUGGGUGGGAUGUACUUCAACAACUGUUUCCGCUGCUUGCCGUCAGCGCAGGCCCAGGACCCGUCCGGCGCCCUCGGCCUGUGGGAGCUCAGCGAGAGGCUGGUGCUGGAGCGGUCCGGCGGCCCUCAGGCACCGUGAGCACGACAUAAUCCCUCAGCCCGGCACGGCACGGCACGGCUUACCAUCGACCGUCGCCACGACUGAUUGUUUCUUCACCAUGCACGAGGAGGGCUGAGAUAAUAAAGAGCAGAAAAAGGGAAAGGGAAUUUAUAGUCCAAGGAUGCGGUCUGUUAGACUGACGGAUGGAAGCAAAGAGAGAGAAAGAGCGAGAGAGAGAUUUGUACUUGUUUCUUAUUCGGGCCACAUGUGGGUUUCUCAUCUUUCUUCUGUAAGGUGAUUGAUUAGAGCUACCGCUAGAACACUGUACACUUUUCCUCUAAUCGACAACUAACACCAAGUUUUCUAGCUAGGGGGCGCCGACGAAAAGAAAACGCGUUAAAUCGUCGGGUCCUCUCAGUCGACUGGACAGAAAAUUCAGAGAUCUAAAAUAUCAGGACUUAAAACGGUCAUUAUCGCGCAUCCGUCUGUACAAAUCAACACGAACGAGUAAAUGCUGUACCGGAGGUGCAGAGACGACGGAGAGGAAGAGCAGACGUACGUCGUCUAUUUACAUACUGUAUACAACCACCGAAAAGGACCUGGUCUGUAUAGAUAUGCUGUACAUAAUAUACACAGAGUGCCGUUCUACUUCACAUACGUUUCAGAAUGACUCUCCCGAUUCGUGACUCCGUCCGCCCGAAGACUUUUCAGAUACAGUGAACGUUUACAAAAUUCUACGUUAAUGCUAGUUACGACGAAGCGGCGUCUCCGAGGACGACGGGAGGACGACCGGUGCCGGCUGAAGGGAAGAGUCUCACAGUCUUAAGAGAUUUCAGGUGGAACUUUCCUCUCGAACUCCCUUUUUUUUUUUUUUUUUUUUUCCUCGUCCUUUGAUUUUUGUGAAUGUUUGGAAAACGUUUUUUUUCCCGUAAAAAGGUGGUCUUCGUUCGCUGACAACCGACUUUAGAAGAAAGAAAAAUUCAGCAGAAGAAGAGAAGGUGGCAAAGACUGAAGAAUGGCACCGGCUCUGUUUUUUUCCCUUUCCGUUUUCCUCCUUUUUUUUCUCUUCCUUUCUUUGCGGGUUGACUGUUGUGCUUUGGGGCCGUCUUGGUGCCAUGGGUCAGUCUGAGCUAGAAGCAUUCCAGUGUUGUGGGACCUGUAAAGAAAUGAAAGAGACAAAUAAAGAUUCGUUGUUCGA
Tachysurus fulvidraco (yellow catfish) is the source of this 2584-nucleotide messenger RNA. RefSeq names its product WW domain containing oxidoreductase (gene wwox). The transcript is spliced from 10 exons. The coding region runs from base 98 to 1522 and encodes 474 amino acids. Lineage: Eukaryota; Metazoa; Chordata; Actinopteri; Siluriformes; Bagridae. Gene Ontology annotation, molecular function: protein binding. The record is from RefSeq and is a predicted model, not a curated record.